Molecule: messenger RNA, 1379 nt
Organism: Diprion similis
Lineage: Eukaryota; Metazoa; Arthropoda; Insecta; Hymenoptera; Diprionidae
Product: paired mesoderm homeobox protein 2A-like
Exons: 4
Coding region: 264-1229 (321 amino acids)
Biological process (GO): regulation of transcription by RNA polymerase II
Molecular function (GO): DNA-binding transcription factor activity, RNA polymerase II-specific; RNA polymerase II transcription regulatory region sequence-specific DNA binding
Source: RefSeq, a predicted model, not a curated record
CCUUACCUCGCGAUACCUACUCGCCGUCGACCCUUAGGUCUGCCCGUCGGGGCACCGGGUCGGCCUCGCCGGCCACCUCCGGGUCGCGUAUCACGGCUGCAGUCGAACCGAUAACCCGGAAACGUCUCCGAUGGCGGGAAAAAUCGGAGAGAAAAAAUAAGCACGGAAUUGCCAGAGUCCAGAGGAGGUAGGUGCGGAGGCCUAUACCUAGACCGAGGAGACGACGAAGCAGCGACACCGCGGGAACCGGAAGUGCUCCGAGCAUGGACUACUCUUAUCUGAAUCAAGCAGCGGCUGCGGCCGCCGCCGGUUUCGAGGCCUCAAGCUGUGCCCUGGCUGCCAGUGAAAUGCAAUGCGGAUACGGCGACCUCAGCUCCUGCUCGCAGAUGAGUCAGGCCGCUUAUCGCUACACCGCGGCCAGGGCGGCCGGAUAUCCUGGGAACGCUGGGAACCCAGGAACCGGCGGUGCGAACCCCCUGGGGCCUCAUCAUGGCGCUCAUCCUCAUGCCCAUGGGCAUCAUGGGGCCCAUGCUACUCCGUGUUCCGUUAUGGCUGCCCGCAGUCAGGAUGUUCAUCGACAUGCUGCCUCCAUAUUUCCGUCGGCGAUCAACCUUCAGGGCGGUUUGGGGUACAAGGCGUACCCGGGGCACGACGGGCUCGCCGAAAAGAGGAAGCAGCGUCGGAUACGAACGACCUUCACCUCGGCUCAGCUCAAGGAACUUGAACGAGCAUUCCAGGAGACUCAUUAUCCGGACAUCUACACGCGGGAAGAAAUCGCGAUGAAGAUAGAUUUGACGGAAGCCAGGGUACAGGUUUGGUUCCAGAACAGACGUGCCAAGUUUCGGAAACAGGAACGUCUCGCUCAGCAGAAAUCAACCGGGCAAGGUGGAGUCGGGGGUGACAGCGGCGCCUCGAGCCCAGUGGCAGGAAGUGUCAAGACUGAGGGACGCUCCCCAAGGAGCCCGGCAACUCCGCCAGUAAAUUCAAACAGCGUCCACUCAACCGCAGAGGUUAAACCGAUCUCGAAUUCGAAUUUGGGAAAUUCGAAACACUCGAACGAUGGAACUGGAAAUUUGCAGUCCUCGCCGAUCGUCCGUAGCGGAGGCGGAGGCGGUGGCGGGGGCGGGGGUGGCGGGGGCUGGGGAUCAUGCAGCCCGAGGCCGUUCUCCGCAGCCCUGCCACCCUACCUCCUAGAUCCACUGCCUCUAAAAACUGCAAAUCUUUACUAAUCCAAGAUCGACCGGCGAGGUGACAUCCUAACGGUUUUUGUAAAUAGAUGUAACAUGGUGGACUCCAGGACGAAGGAUCAGAGACGGUUGUCAGGGAUGGACAAACGACGAUGAUUGCCUGAAUAUUUCACUCAGAUAUUCACGAUCCUU